CACAGUUUUGUAAAAAUUCCCCAUCUCUAGAUAGAAACAUAAACAGCUGUCGCCGAUGGAACAUUUUUGGAAAAAUGUGUGUAAAAUUAUAUAUUGUGCGAAAAACCUAUUGAAAAGCCAAUGCGGCGUUUUUUUACAUCAGUUAAUGCUCAAAUAAUGUCGAAGAAUAAGGGGAAAGCAAAGUCCGCCGUUGAAAGUGCAAAAACAAAGCCGGCGCCAACGAGUGACAGUCCAGUCACCGUAGAUAAAAGUGGAAAUAUAUGUAUUAAAAUACUUGCAAAACCGGGAGCCAAGCACAAUGGCAUUACGAACAUUGAACUGGAAGGCGUUGGCGUCCAAAUAGCCGCACCGCCCAGUGAAGGCGAAGCUAAUGCAGAGCUGGUGAAAUUUCUGUCCAAGGUUCUGGGGCUGCGCAAGAGCGACGUCUCCCUGGACAAGGGAUCGCGGUCCCGCAACAAGAUCAUACUGAUCAGCAAGGGUGCAUCGACAGUUGAGUCGAUUGAGCAGCUGCUGCGUAAGGAAUGUGAAUCGUAGAGCCAAUCCAAUAAAAAUAUUCAUAUAUAUGCAUUUUAAAA
Molecule: messenger RNA, 575 nt
Organism: Drosophila obscura
Lineage: Eukaryota; Metazoa; Arthropoda; Insecta; Diptera; Drosophilidae
Product: UPF0235 protein C15orf40 homolog
Exons: 1
Coding region: 121-534 (137 amino acids)
Cellular component (GO): cytoplasm
Source: RefSeq, a predicted model, not a curated record